AUCUACAUUUUAUUUUUUAGGUUAGUUCAGCUGUUUUACUGUUUGGGUUAGAGUUUAGUUUUUGAUUUUUUGUGAAUAAAUUGUCAUUUGUUCACUAUUAUCAGUAUAAAAUGUCAUAGGAAUGAAAUCUUCAUGUUUAUUGUUCAUUGUUCUAAACUAUUGUGCCAGUGAAUAUUGUUUUUGUAACAAUUUUAAAAUUAUAUUAGAACUUUACUGAGUUAUUAUAGAAGAUUUGUCUUAGUUUUUGGUAAACAAAGAGAUUUAUAGAGAUGAAUCACUUUCAGAGUGGACUAGAUACAGUUAAGUUUUGUAUCAACAAUAAAUUGAGUCAUAGGCAACCAUGGGAAAUCGUUCUGAUGUCCUCUACAACAGUCUUGACUGUAACUUGGCUCUGGGACUUCAUUUUCAAAGAUGAAAGUUUGUAUGGAAGGCUGCAAAGAUUCGUAUUUAGUAUGGUAAAAAAGAUACCUGCUGUUAGAAGGAAAAUCGAGAGUGAGCUGGAGACAAUGAGAACAAGUUUCAACGAUAGCAAUUUGAAAAGAUUCAAAGGACAGACUUUUAUUGUUGAACUGCCUACCGAGAGUAAAUCCCCCGAUGAGGUUUUGUCAAUGUUCUAUGCCAACAUGAAACUCGGAGAGUAUGACUGGAAAAACGGGUUUGUGUCUGGCACAGUGUAUUACAAAGAAAACGAGGAUAUCAUGAAUACAUUAACAGAAAUCAGUAGAGUUUCAUCAUACUCCAAUCCGCUGCAUAUAGAUGUGUUUCCUGGAGUAUGUAAAAUGGAGGCUGAGGUGAUAAAAAUGUGCACGAAGCUUUUCCAUGGAGGACCCAAAGCCUGCGGUUCGAUAACAACGGGCGGCACAGAGUCGAUCAUGAUGGCGUGCAAGGCGUACCGCGACUAUGGGGCGGCAACUCACAACAUUAGUCGCCCCCACAUGGUGGUCCCCAUCACGGCGCACCCCGCCUUCGACAAGGCUGCCUCCUACUUUCGCAUGCGCAUCAAGCACGUGCGCUGUGACCCGCACACCACAGCAGUUGACCUGCGAGCCAUGGAGAGGGCCAUCACCUCCAACACUUGCAUGCUAGUAGCAUCGGCACCAAACUACCCAUACGGCACAUGUGACGAUGUGGCAGCCAUUGCUGAGUUGGGACUGAAGUACAACAUUCCUGUGCACGUGGACUGCUGUCUGGGCGGAUUCCUCACAGCUUUCAUGCCGGCCGCCGGCUUUCCACUGCAACCCUUCGACUUUGCACUGCCCGGAGUUACUAGUAUAUCUGCUGACACGCAUAAGUACGGCUUCGCACCGAAAGGAUCAUCAGUGGUGAUGUAUUCGGACCCCAAGUACCACAAGCACCAGUUUUGCGUCACCACAGAGUGGCCCGGUGGAGUUUACGGGUCACCUUCGGUUUGUGGAUCUAGGUCUGGAGGUACUAUAGCUAGCUGCUGGGCUGUUCUGAUGCUGUAUGGAUUUGACGGUUAUGUCAAAUCAACCAAGAGAAUAAUCGAAACAUCUCGUUAUAUCGAAAGUGAACUGAGGAAAAUUGACGAGAUUUUCAUAUUUGGCAAACCAAUGACAUCGGUUGUAGCACUCGGUUCCAACUCAUUCCAUAUUUACAGUCUUUCUGAGAGCCUCAGUGAGAAAGGAUGGAACUUGAAUCCCCUUCAGUUUCCAGUAGGCGUACACUUGUGUGUUACUGAUAUGCAUACCAAAGAAGGAAUCGCUGAUCGAUUCAUAACGGAUGUUAGAGAAUCUGUGACAGAAAUAAUGAAGAAUCCACCGACAAAACCUAUGGGAAAGAUGGCUGUAUACGGAAUGGCGCAAAGUAUACCAGACCGAUCAAUCGUAGAUGACGCCACCAGACUUUUCAUCUCAUCAAUGUACUACACUCCACAUAAUGAUACGUCACAUGACAACAAUUAGACAUUGAUCUCAAUCAAAUCUCAUCUAUUCCAAUCUUUUGGUGCCAACAUAUUUUUAUCAUAGUUCACCUAUAUUUGGAAGAAUAAUUGUUAUCUAUGGAUAUUUCAACAAUCACUUUUAAGUACAGCACUAUUCUACAUAUAAUUUUCUACUCAUUGAAUGCAUUUUUGUCUAUCAGGUAUCAAAAAUAUAUAUUAUACGUUAAUAUGAUAGUUAUAUAAUUUUCUACUGCUUGAAUACAUGUAUUGUUACGUUGUCAAAAGUAUAUAUUAAACGUUAUAUGAACAAAAAUCGAUGUGUGUGUGUAACUGACUCAACUCAUCAAUUUUUGCUCACUAUUUUUUUUAAUUUUAUAAAAAUUUUCAGCUCACUAAUACAGUUUGGAAAAUUACAGAAUGUAGAAUAAAAAUCCAAAAAUCGUUGCGAGGGAGAUGGAAAAAGUGCCUAUUGGCAAGAUUUAUACAGAAUUGAAUUUUCAACUCAAAUAUUAUAAAUUUAAACUAAUUCUUCAAGAUUUUAAUAAACAAGUACGAUAGGCCUAUUGAGUCUUAGCUAUAAACUUCAAUACUAUAAUAAGAAAAUAUACUAGUGACCCCCUGGGUUGAAGAACUCGCUCAUGAACUGUUUUAUUGAAACACGCAAUUUUAUUUGUAUAAUAAUUUUAUAACUAUACUAGCAGGGUACCCGUGCUUCGCUAGGGGAAUUAAAUGAUCAGAAAAUUUUUGUAAAAUAUUUAUAACCUGAAUUCUACCAAAGCCGUUAUAAUCGUUUUUGAGAUCCAUCAUACAAACAAAAAUUGCUUGCUGAAUAUAACUUGAAUAAAAAAUUAUAUAGUCUCGUCACUGUCAUAGAAUUUUGUAUCCGAAAAGGUGCUCUCCCUCGAUGAAAAUGUUAUUACUGGGGCAGCGAUAUAUAGGACCGUUUCAAGUUUCAUUCAAAUACA
Molecule: messenger RNA, 2865 nt
Organism: Nilaparvata lugens (brown planthopper)
Lineage: Eukaryota; Metazoa; Arthropoda; Insecta; Hemiptera; Delphacidae
Gene: Sply
Product: sphingosine-1-phosphate lyase
Exons: 10
Coding region: 270-1922 (550 amino acids)
Biological process (GO): sphingolipid catabolic process; carboxylic acid metabolic process
Cellular component (GO): endoplasmic reticulum
Molecular function (GO): pyridoxal phosphate binding; sphinganine-1-phosphate aldolase activity
Source: RefSeq, a predicted model, not a curated record